Xenia sp. Carnegie-2017 is the source of this 3091-nucleotide messenger RNA. RefSeq lists its product as uncharacterized. Gene Ontology annotation, molecular function: protein binding. The record is from RefSeq and is a predicted model, not a curated record. NCBI's taxonomy places the organism in Eukaryota, Metazoa, Cnidaria, Anthozoa, Malacalcyonacea, Xeniidae. The coding region runs from base 1082 to 2926 and encodes 614 amino acids. The transcript has 2 exons.
AAAAAUGUAAAGGAAUGUUUUGUUUGCACAUUAUCUUGUCAAAAUUCUCAAAGAUUCAUCUGAAACGGAUCUUGAAAAAUGCCCACAAGAUAUUGAUGGUUACUUUCUUAAUAAUUUUAAACGUAUUUAUGAGAAAGUUGGAAAAGAUUUCUAUAAAAAAUUGUUAGGUUGUGCAGUGGUUGCUCCUUCACCUCUUCCUAGUUCGUUUAUUCCAUUUCUUUUAAAGAAAGAAAAUUUAAAUCUUGACGAACAAGAAGUAAUUGAUGCUAUUUCACUGUUUUUUCCUUGUGAUGAAGAAAAAUUCACGUGUCUUCACAAUCUUAUUCCUGACUGGCUCACUGAUAAAAAGCGUGCUUCGCGAAAGUUCGUAAUAGAUAAAACAGCAGCACAAAUUUUCUUUAAGGAAAUUGUCAUCGAACUUUUGACAUCAUUCCUGGAGAAUGGACUACCAUUCAAUAACUCAGAUGAAAAUUCCGUUGUCUGUUACAUCCUCACAAUUGAGUUUCGUUAUCUAUUUCAUCUUUCAACUAAAAACUUUGAAUUGUCGAGAAUAUUUUUUCAGUGUUUUACUAACUAUCAGUUUCUCAAACAACGAAUAGAAAGCAGUACAUCAGGUAUUUUUUCCCUUUUAAAUGACAUUCACUUUGCAAUUGGAAAUAUUGAGUUAAAAGAAGAUGAAAAACAAACUGUUAAGGAACUACUGUCUAUUCUUGAAAAUGACAGUUUUUAUUUGGUAGAUAACCCUCAUCUUUUGGACUCCUGUCUUUCAAGGUUAUCCUCAAAGGUCAGACAAGCAAUUAUAUCAAAGCAUUCAAACCAAUGUAGAUUGCCGAAUAUUAUUUCAAAUGACGACAUUAAUAUUUUAAAAAUUAAGUGUGACGUCUAUGCUUAUUCAACAGACAGAACUUUGUUGGCAGGAGGAAAAGAAAACGUUCUUUAUCUGUUUGAAACAUCUUUUUUUCAACAAAAAUUUGGUCCUUAUCAGUUAAACGUGGACAAGAUUCAUUGCUUAGCAUUCUCUCCUGACGACAAAUGGAUAUUUUUUGGGACUUUAAGAUUCUGGUUUUCCGUAGACGAGAGAAUGACAGUUGAGAAAACUCAAUUUCCACAAACUGAUACAUUUUAUAACUGGGCUUCUUUUGUUGAACAUGAACAUGUAAAUUACAUAGCGGUAAGAGCGGAAAAUGUUGAAUGUCGACCUGAUGAUGAAUGUAUAUUUUCCGUCACUCCUGAGAAAUAUCCCACUUCUUCCAAACACCAAAUCUGGGAUGUCAAAACAGGGGAUCAUGUGUUCAAGCUCAUGUGUGAAAGCGAUCUUAAUAAUCAAUGGAAACUGAAUUCUUUCUUCUACAUAUGGCAUUUUUUUCCAUAUACUCUUUAUAAAACGUUAGAGGGUGAAUUGUCUCCAAAAGAAUUUCUCCGAUAUUUAUUGAUAAAUCGUUUUAAUGAAGAUAAAUCUAAUGUAAAAAUCUGCGACCAGGGGAUUUACUUUCAGAAACGUAGGUUCCUCCAGGGAAAUUACUUUAAGAAACGUAGGUUCGUCCAGAGAAAUAUGGUUUGGCCAUCUAAUUUAAAUAAUCGUUUUGGGCUUCUCAAAGAUAAAGUAUCGAUUGUCAAGAAAGACUCCGUUUUCAUUCACAACAUGCCAAUAUCUUUACAUAAUCUGAUUUGGGGCGAUGUAGUUUGUUUGUCUAGGGACAAAAAUUGGUUGCUUCUUAAACAUAAACGUAAAUUUCAUUUGUACAAUUUUGAUCAUUCUCAAGAUCAUGACGAGGUUCACUUUAAGGAAAAUACUGCUGAGACUAGCCAUGAUAGCUUCAAGCUCCAUGGUGUUAUGGAAGGUAAUUCAGAUAUAUUUGGUUUUACACAUAAUAACAACGCUAUCAUUUACAAAAAUAGAAAAAAUCUUUUCGCUUGGUUUUUGGAUAGGAACAAGCAUUUUAAAAGUGUUUCCAGAUUUUCCCCUUUGCUUUGUAUGGACGAGAAUUCUGCUGCGGGAGUUAAGUUUGUAUUUCGAUCGAAUGGCGAAGAAAAAAUGAUUUUAUUACAAGACUUUCCUGCAGAUUUUUUGAAGUUCGUCGACUCAAACUUUCAUGAAUACAACGUAGACUUUUCCAAGUUAGAGAUAUUUGAUGCAAAUAAAUGCACAUUCUCUUAUGAUAGACGGUAUUUUGUAAAAUGUUCUAAUUCUGAACUUAAAAUUUUUUCCGCCGAUUCCUCUUUCUCCACUUCUGAAAUAGUUCAUAAACUGAAGAAUGGUGAAUCAGAUUUCCAUUUUGUGUUGUUUUCUCCAGACUCGUCCUUGAUUCUAUUUUGCACCAAUAACAAGGAUUCUUGUCGUCAAAAAAUUUACGUCUGGUUUGUGAAAGACAAAGUUUUAAGGCCUUUUUUUUCUGAAAAUGAUUGGAUAGAAGUAGACACUUGUUGUUCUUCCAGGUAUAACAGCAUAAUCAUCUUGUGUAGAGGAACAUCAAUUUGGAUAUACGACUAUGACUAUGAUAAAAAUAUAGCCAGUGAACCAACCACGCGUUCAUUUCAAUCAGGUAGUAAACACGAGAAGUGUAGCCAUUGUAUUCUGUCGUCUGACGACAAAAUGUUAGCUUGUUGUGUAGAAAAUAAAAUAAUUUUUUAUGAGUUGCUAAAUGCUCCUGAAAAAGCAUCUCAAUUUAAGCAUUCAUGCAUGGUUAAGUGUUGCUAUUUUAUGGGAGGAAACAAAUAUGUUUUGUUUCAAGAUAUUGCAGGUUACAUGUUCAUGUUUGAUCUGACUCAAUGGAAACUUGUAACAUCCUUUAAAGCUGAAGCUUCAGUUAAAAUUUUUAAACUUACUGAUUACAAAAUAACUUGUAUUCAACCAAAUGGUAAAAUCAAUGUUCUCGCUAUUGACGGUUUAAACGAUUGGUCAGGCAAGGUACAAUCUACCUUAUAAUUUGGAUGUGACGACUUUGCAUUAUCUAUAAUCAAUUACAGUGAUGAUGAUGACGAUUAUUGCGAUUAUAGUGAAUUUUGGCAAUCUGAAAGUAAUGAAAGUGAUGAUGAAAUGGUUUAACAAUGUAGCUUGUAAUUUAUGUGUGUUGUUAAUUUCACUAAUAGU